AUGGUCCAGAAAAGGGCUUGUGAUGCCUGUCAUAAGAGAAAGAUCCAAUGCGAUUCCACCAGUUCCAAGACACCCUGCAACUGGUGUGAACAUCACGGCUUGGCUUGUACAUUUAACCGGGUUAGAGGCCGGAAGAAGAAGGCAAAGCCCAGAACCACUCAAAGCUCCGAACAAAGUCUUGCAAAGAGACUGGAGCGCAUCGAAGAUGCAUUGGCUCAAACUCUUGCUCGUCAACGUGGUACCGAUACCUCGUUGACAUCAGUCCCCUCCAAACCCUCAACUCCUACUUCCACAAGUGUAACAACAACACCAGCGCCUCGCACCAGCUUGGACGAGACUACCAGGUCCUCGAUAAGUUUGGGCGAACAGUUUGACGCAUUUGGGUCGCCAUAUGUAUCACAAUUAUCGCAAUGCCCGCCUAUCCCAUCGACGCCGAGCGGCUUCACUAGCACCGUUUCAUUCGGUCAGAUUCAUUACGGUGGCUGCCACUUUGGGCGGAUCAGCCAACACAAUGGCAUGCCGAUACUUUCUGCCGAAGGAAUAAAGUGGCUGUCUUCGAGGACUGGUGAGGAUGUUUCGUUUCAAAAGUUCCAACCCCUCUCUCCACGACAACGACUAUUCUCCUCCACAUCCUCCGUCUCCAACUACUACAACAGCCCUUCCGACCUGUAUGAGCUUCCCGAUAGGAAGCUUGUCGACAAAAUCCUCCAUGUAUACCUCCACUCCGCCUUUCGACUUGUGUUUCCCGUCAUCGACCGCGUCCUGUUUGAAGAUACCCUUACCUUGGCAUAUGAAUCCUCAACCGAGCCUCUAUCUCUUGACCAGAUCAGUGCCAAAUCUUGUGUCUAUGCCUUCAUCUCCAUCAUCUGCCUGUUCCAAGGCAGGGUGUCAGAGAUUCCUUAUCUCGACAGCGAUGCCUGUGCCCAGAAGGCGCACUAUCUUUUGACAGAUGCUCUUGAGGACACCAGCAUUACAAGUCUUCAGGCUGUCUUUAUGCUGCAUAUGCACCAAACCUUCUCUGGGCACUUGCAGUCGGCCGCUAUGCUGCAUGCCAUAGCUUGCCGCAUCAUAUUCAUGCUUGGCGGGCAUACAUAUACUCCCACCAAAGCCCAUGGUACCGACGCCACUCGUGAAGAGCGCGAAACACGACAACUCCGAAUGCUGUUCUGGUUGUGCUAUAUCUUUGACAAAGAUAUUGCCUUGAGAACCGGCCAGCCUCCUUUGAUGUCUGACGACUACUGCGAUCUCACCCUCCCUGAGGACUACAUGAGUUGCUAUUUCUACCUCCCAGAUCUCGAUGAGAACCUUUCAUCACCAUCCUAUAACGAUGAAAAGCUUAUACCUCAUCUUCCGGGAGAUCCCCGACUGAGCCACCUCAAGGACAAGACAAGUCGCCUCCUCUACUCAGCACAAGCUGCCAAGAAGUCAGAUGCAGAACUGCUUCGCGAUAUCCGUGAGCUUGAUGAAGAACUCGAAGCUUGGCGACUAUCGAUCCCACCGGACUUUCGGCCUGCACUGUCGAUAACUGAGAAAUCCAAGGUGACGCUUGCGGGAAUGCAGCUUCCCCGAAGCAUGCGACACAUCACGUUGCAUCUGGAAUAUCAUCAUCUUAUGACUGCUAUCCACCGUGCGAGUGGGCGAUGCUGCGGCAUGUCAUCCGAGAACAAUUCUGAGGAUGGAGAAUGGAAGGGAGGCAUACAGUCUAGCAUCGCCCUCUCGCUGGAGGCCAGCCGCUCCACGAUCGUGUAUUUGAGGGCGGCCAUCGACGGACUUGCGGGCGAAGCGUUCUGGGUCGUCGUCUUUUAUCCUACGGCCGCGAUGAUGAGUCUGUUUUUCAACCUUCUCAUGAACCCGCUUGAGGAACAGGCUCAGGCAGAUCUGGAACUUCUCAGCUCCGCUGCAGGUUUAGUCAGGCAGCUGCCGGUGAGACGGCUUACACCUCACGAGCUUACAUACAUGAAGCUGGUCAACGAUUUUGUGACUGAGCUGAUCCGGCUUUGCAAAUGCGCAAUCGCAAAGGCCACAAAGGAACGGGAACAGAGGAACCGUGAAUUGGAGUUGAUGAGUAUCUAA
Fusarium keratoplasticum is the source of this 2073-nucleotide messenger RNA. Its product is annotated as Zn(2)-C6 fungal-type domain-containing protein. The record is from RefSeq and is a predicted model, not a curated record. Gene Ontology annotation, molecular function: DNA binding; zinc ion binding; DNA-binding transcription factor activity, RNA polymerase II-specific. Gene Ontology annotation, biological process: regulation of DNA-templated transcription; DNA-templated transcription. Bases 1 to 2073 code for a protein of 690 amino acids. NCBI's taxonomy places the organism in Eukaryota, Fungi, Ascomycota, Sordariomycetes, Hypocreales, Nectriaceae. The transcript is spliced from 5 exons.